CGGCCGGGGCCUGCGCUGCGCGGCACCGUCCCGCCGCCUUCCUGCGCCCGCCCCGCCGAGGCUCCGCUCCACGGCGCCCGGCCCGGCCAUGCUGCGGCCGGAGCCCCUCUGCCUCCUCUUCCUCCUCGUCCUCCUCCUCCUGCCGCUGUCGCACGGCGGCCGGGCCGCUCCUCCGCCCAGCCCGGGCCCGAACAACGCCACGGGCGCCACCCGGGCGGCCGCGGGUAACGGCACGCAGCCGAGCCCAUCGCCGGGAGCGCGGCGCCCGCCAGGGUCAGGGCUGCUGCCGGGGUCGGGGCUGCCGGUGCUGAAGCGGGCGGUUUAUGUGCUCAGCGCCCUCUCGGCUCUCGCCGCGCUUUAUUUCCUCCUGCGGGCGUUCCGCCCUAGGUCAGAGGGAGCCAGAAACGAGCGAAAAACUCAUUUCAGGUUGAAGAAACCUCAGCGGAAGAAAUACGGGCUCCUGUCGAGCUACGACGAGAACACGGAGAUGGGCUCGCUCGACAGCGACGAGGACACGGUGUUUGAGAUGAGGAACCUGCAGCGGUGAUUUGGGACCAACGGCACAGACUGACCAAGGGGCUGCAAGUCCAGCGGGAUCACCAGUGCUCGAGCUUUGUUUUCUAUCUUUGCUUCAAAUGACUAUUAACGAACAGUCCAAACACUUCCAUAGCUGGGGUGGGGGAAAGGGGACCAAACCUGUUUUCUUCACACGCAUUUUUAGGGAAAGGUGGAGCUGCAAGCGAAGUGAUGCUGCCUUGGGUGCUGUUACCUGCAUAGGGAGGUGCUGAGGAGAACGUGACUCCCGGAUGGAUGCUCAGCCUUUGUAAUCUUUCCACUCUGGACUCAAGUGCUGCAGCUGUGUGUUUUAUAGGUGCUCACGUCCCUCUCUACUUACUGUGGCAGUCAGCUUGAUGUAUCAGGCAAGUGGGUUCCUUUACAGGCUGAUCCUUGUUCCUUCAUGCAGCAUUAGGUUACUUCUUUUGGAAGCGUCUCUGUAGUCAACUCUGAUCUGGUAGGAGCUGGGAGAACUCCUGUUGUCUGUUACACUAGUACUGGGUGUGGACAGUGUCCUGUCAGUUCCAAGUAUGAGUUAAAUGCAUCGAUUUGCUUCUA
Messenger RNA from Pezoporus occidentalis (night parrot), 1113 nucleotides. RefSeq names its product family with sequence similarity 174 member C (gene FAM174C). The transcript has 3 exons. The record is from RefSeq and is a predicted model, not a curated record. Gene Ontology annotation, cellular component: extracellular region. Bases 89 to 547 code for a protein of 152 amino acids. NCBI's taxonomy places the organism in Eukaryota, Metazoa, Chordata, Aves, Psittaciformes, Psittacidae.